This is a messenger RNA of Erythranthe guttata (spotted monkey flower), 388 nucleotides long. The record is from RefSeq and is a predicted model, not a curated record. Lineage: Eukaryota; Viridiplantae; Streptophyta; Magnoliopsida; Lamiales; Phrymaceae.
ACGUAAUUAGCACGAUGGAUGCAGGUACUAUCUUACAUGUUGGCAACAGGAACAGCGGCGGGUUUUGGACUGACGGUGGAUUUGUAUAAUUCGUUGAGCGGUACUUCGAGUUUUCUAAACAAGGCGAACGCAUCGGCUAGCCUUCUCUUCUUCGCAUUCGUUUUCUCGGCAGUCUCAUCUGUCUUUUCCUCAUACGCUCUCCCCAAAAAAUCCUAAUUCUUUUGCUCUCUAAUUAAGCUAAGGACAACUACAACUUUAAUUUUGUCUCAACAAUGUGACCAACGUUUUCUUUUCUUUUUUUAGAGUCAACUGAAAAAAUACUCCUUGUGUUAUUUUGUUUUGUUUCAAAACCCCCUCGUGUUCUAAUUAAUUAGCAAAUUCUUUCUAU